Gossypium raimondii (Peruvian cotton) is the source of this 3717-nucleotide messenger RNA. RefSeq lists its product as uncharacterized. NCBI's taxonomy places the organism in Eukaryota, Viridiplantae, Streptophyta, Magnoliopsida, Malvales, Malvaceae. The record is from RefSeq and is a predicted model, not a curated record. The transcript is spliced from 7 exons. The coding region runs from base 311 to 3568 and encodes 1085 amino acids. Gene Ontology annotation, biological process: protein transport.
CGCUUUCCUUACACUGUUCCCAAAUUUCAAGUGUUCUAAUCACAUUCGAUUACUGAUCUGACCAUCACAAGAAAUUGAAAAAGGAAUUAAAAAAAAAACGACAUUUCAAUUUCCGCGAAAACUCCAAUCCAUUCUUAUACCUUCCUUCGCCGCUAAGAUCCCAGUUUCCGUUAACAAAUCAAUCAUCCGACCAAAUCAAAUUCACAAUCUCACUUUUCCCUUCUGAUCCAAAGCAAAAGAUAAAACCCCUUUUUAGUUCUUCUGAUUCCCUCUUUAACGAAUUAUCAGACUCCAUCCCGGGAAAAUAAAAAUGCUUCACAGGAGUUUCAAGCCAGCCAAAUGCAAGAUGGCUUUAAAGCUAGCGAUACCACGAAUAAAGCUAAUGAAGAACAAGAGAGAAGCACACGUUCAGCAGUUAAAGAGGGAAUUGGCUCAAUUACUGGAGUCGGGGCAAGAUCAGACGGCCAGGAUUCGGGUGGAGCAUGUCGUUAGGGAAGAAAAGACUGUGGCAGCGUAUAAUCUACUUGAGAUCUACUGUGAACUAAUCGUCGCACGUAUGCCGAUCAUUGAAUCUCAAAAAAACUGCCCCCUCGAUUUGAAGGAAGCAAUUUCGAGUGUCAUAUUUGCCUCUGCAAGGUGUGAAGAGAUACCAGAACUCAAGGAUGUCUCAAAGCAUUUUACAGCAAAAUAUGGAAAAGAAUUUACUUCUGCCUCGCUUGAACUGCGUCCUAAUUGUGGUGUUGGUCGUAUGUUGGUUGAGAAACUAUCUGCUAAUGCACCUGAUGGUCCAACCAAACUCAAAAUUUUGACUGCAAUUGCUGUGGAACAAAAGAUCAACUGGAACCCUGAAUCAUUUGGAGCUAAAGAAUCGAAGAUUUAUGAUGACAUGCUGAAUGGACCAAGUGCUUCUAUGGAGGCCACCAAAAUUUUGGCAGAUCCUCCAGUUGUUCAAGCUUCACCCAGUCAUGAGCAGAGACCUCCAGGCGUUCAAUUUCCUAAUUAUGAUAAAGGCACCCCUAAUGUUCAAGAUUCAAAACACACUGGAAGAAGUGAAGCACCCGCAAGCUUCUAUGAGCACAACUCUAGAUCAUCUCUUCAUCCUAAUAAUUUUGAUCACUCAAAUGCUAGUACCAAUAAUUCGGUGUCCUCUGGAACUUAUCCUCCAAAUUCGAAGCCUCAUGGAACUGAAAAUCAAGGGAUGGAAUUUAGGAAUUCAUAUUCUGGGAAUGAGAGAGCUUCCUCUUCGCCAAGUCAACAUUGGGAAAUGAAAUUUAAGGAUGCUACUGCAGCUGCUCAGGCAGCUGCUGAAUCUGCAGAGCGAGCAAGUAUGGCUGCCCGAGCUGCUGCUGAACUUUCAAGCCGGGGAAAUAUCUCCCAGCAGUAUUCAAUGGAGUCAUACAUGUCCCCGAAUGGUAUGAGACAUGAGGAACUACGGAAGUAUACUGGCUCAUCAUCAGAAAAUGAACAUCAUGCCAGACAUCCGAUUAAUAAUUCCCUCCAUGGAAGGGAUUCUGGGAAUUAUGAACAAGCUGACAGGAAUGAACAACAUAACCAGGAAGGGGGAACUGAAAAUGUUUACAGUAACAUUGCAAGGAGUGGUGAUAAAUCCACUCAUGGUUCCUUCAAGUCAACUGCAGCUUCCUUCAAUGAAAAAUCAUCGGUGAAUAAUGAAAUCAGAGAUGCAUAUUCCGUAACAAACUCAUCUGAAGACAGGCAGAUGGAACAUUUUGCUGAAGUGAGCAUGAAGAGAAACUCAGGUGGAAAUGGGAAGCAAUUUGUGAAUGAACUGCAUGGUAUUAAGAAUCCUCAGAAUGUUGAUCAUCAUGACAUCAGGGAUGGGGAACAAUCAAGAUAUUCUUCGUCUGUUUCUCAAUUAAACACAUCUACUGAUGAUCAUGAUGAUCUCUCUAAUCUAAAUUGGCAGGAGUCAGAAAAUGAUAAGAGAAAGUCUGGUGAAAGCAGGAUGCAAUUUGAGAAUGAACUGCAUGAUAGAAAGACUUCUUAUGAUGAUCAUGAUGUUUUAUCAAAUAUAAACUGUCAGAAGUCUGGAAAUGGUUCUGGUGAGGAUUUAUUUCAUCUCAAUGAUGAAGUAAGCCUUCCAAGAGGCACAGAAGAAACAACAGGUUCUUUUGACAACGCCUCGGCAGUUUUUGAUGAUUAUGGAUCAGAUACUUAUGAAGAUAAUUUUGGUUUGGAGGAAGAGCCUAAAGUACAUGAAUACAACAUGGACUUUUCUUCUCCGGGUCAGAUAUCACCUAGUCAUCCAUUUACAAGUACAAAUUCUUUGAGCAUUGAGCAGAAUAUCAAUUCAGCUCAAAAGUCCGUUUCAAAAUCCAAUAUUUUCUCAGAGGAGUGGCCUGCUUCUGCCUUCUUUGAAAGUUCGACUAGCUCUGCAGUUCCUUCUCAUGGGGAUGACUUGCCUGCAACUUUCGAUGAUUAUGGCCGUAGUUCAGAGAGUGAAGAGGACAUAGGCAAAUCUAGGUUCGUUGGGAAUAGCAAUCCUGGUAUAGGUAGUCAGAAACAAAAUAUGGAUUCCAAGGAGGCUGGAAACAGUAGUCUCAAUCCACGGUUGGUUGAAGGCAUGGAAGAUACUGAACGUUCUAAUGAGUCUAGUCUGGAAGAAAGUAAGGAACUGAACUUGGGAAAUUUGACUGGUGGCCUUCGAAAUAAGGGUUAUAGGCGUCCUCCAUAUUCUAAAGUUCCUGGAGGCAAUGCGUUAUCCUCUGAAGAAGCAGCCAAUGAUACAUCUACUAGAAUUAAGCAAUCAUCCUUUCCUGCGGCAGUGGAAGCUUCAGUUAGUUCUGGAUCUUACAUUCAUAAGCCAUACAGUAGGAAAGAGAAUGCUGAAGUAAGUAGAAUAGUCAGCACCAGAGCACCGGUUACUCAGGUUGACUCUAGUGACGAUGAUUCUCAGGAGGAACAGCCAAAACAGGCUUUUAGUAGCACUGAUGAUCAAUACAACAAAACUCCAAGCUUUGAAGAAAGUAAAGGUUCAUACAACAAAAGAUCAAGCUUAAGGACCUCUGUCCCAUAUUUUGAUUCUGGAAAUAGUGGUUCUGAUGAAGAUCUUCCUAAAACAAGUUUAAAGGUGCAUUCAAACACAAGAAUUUCUCGAAGGACGAAAACUCCUCUUUCAUAUUCACGGAGAAGUUCCAAUCACAGAACUACAGUUUCCUCCGAGCCAGCAGUAGCGCUUGACAAUGGUGAGGAAAAGAGUUUAACCUCAAAGAGUCCAGACGCUGAUGAAGCUAUACCAAAGACUCAGCCUCAGAAGAAGAACUCAGAUCACCGAGAAAGUUUUCAGCAUUCCCGGUUUUCAUCUCAACCAACUUCAAGGCUGGUUUCAGAGACUAAGAGAUAUUCAGUUGGUGGAACUUUGAAAUCAUCAGAAAAGGAACAAGUAUCUUCUCCCGUCCAGAAGAGUAUAUCAUCAGGUAGUGCCAAAAGUUCGAAGGCUCAAACAUCAAUUGAGAGAUCAUCGAAGGAGAGUGCCACUCAUGUUCACCCUAAGCUUCCUGAUUAUGAUACCUUGACCGCACACUUAAAUUCCCUCAGACAGAAUCGCUAAUGUAUAUGUAGUUUCUGAAUUUCCAAUGUGCUGUCUAUGUUAUUACGACUAUUUUCGAUUUGCAUGUUCGUACAGAUUUUUUUUUUUUUAACAUUACAGGGAUGUAUAAUAUAUUACUUAUCCAACUAGAGUUGAAAUGUUAUUUGCUU